Molecule: messenger RNA, 1902 nt
Organism: Baudoinia panamericana UAMH 10762
Lineage: Eukaryota; Fungi; Ascomycota; Dothideomycetes; Mycosphaerellales; Teratosphaeriaceae
Exons: 1
Coding region: 6-1733 (575 amino acids)
Biological process (GO): prolyl-tRNA aminoacylation
Cellular component (GO): mitochondrion; cytoplasm
Molecular function (GO): ATP binding; proline-tRNA ligase activity
Source: RefSeq, a predicted model, not a curated record
CCCGUAUGGUCUACUGCUAUGGCUUGAAACGAUGCCUUGGAACAGGCCGAUCGACAGCGUCUGUCGUCUCGCUCCCGACACGUCGGAGCCUGCAUCGUGAUGGCAGACACCGGCUGAGCAACUUCUGGGCACCGACGCAACAGAAAGCGUCUACAAAAACCGCGCGCGAAGAUGGCCAUGAUCUGCUCGUCCGAGCCGGCUUCCUGCGCCAGGCUCAGUCCGGCAUUUUCCACCUUUUGCCCCUGGGAUUGAGGGUCCAGGAUAAGAUCGAACGCUUGAUUGACAAGCACAUGCUCAGUCUCGGCGCCUCCAAGGUCUCGUUGUCCACUUUCUCGUCCGAGGAACUGUGGCGGCGGUCUGGACGCUUGGACAAGGGCCGCGGGUCGGAGCUUUUCAGUCUCGAGGACCGUAAAGGCACGAAAUUGCUGCUCUCUCCAACACACGAGGAAGAGAUCACCAAUAUAGUUGCCAACGCUGUGCACUCACACAAGCAGCUACCGUUGAGGCUGUACCAGGUGUCCCGAAAGUAUCGGGAUGAGGCACGUCCACGUCAAGGACUGCUUCGUGGGCGAGAGUUUCUUAUGAAGGACCUGUAUACGUUUGAUUCUACCGACGACAACGCACGCUGCACCUAUGAGGAGGUUCGACGGGCCUACUGCGCGUUCUUGGAUGACCUGCGCUUGCCGUAUGUAGUGGCUAAUGCCGACUCCGGGAACAUGGGCGGCAGUCUCAGCCAUGAGUAUCAUUUUGUAUCGGAAAAGGGCGAAGACACUGUGAUCACAUGCAACCAAUGCGACUUCUCUGUCAACGAGGAACUCUUCGUUGGCCGUCCAGAGAAAGUUGCGAGCGCGGCACAAGCGUCGAUAGAGACGCAGCUUGCCUUCUUCGUGAGCAAGGACCGGAAGACGCUGCUGAACGUGAUAUACCCGGCAGGCUCUGAUGUCAACAUCUACGCCGUCAAAGCAGUGUUCCCAGAUGUAGAUGCAAGUGUCGAAGAUGCCGCGAGUGUGUGGAAGCGUACAGAGGGCGCCAGAGACAUAGUAAUUGUGUUCGACCCCAGGAUUACCAACCCCAGGAAGACAGCGACUAUGAUGGAGAAGCGCGGCGAUUGGAGGACACUUGGUCCUGUCAAUGUGGAAGCGCGACUGCUCGAGCCUCUGGUCGGCGGAGAAAUGAUUCUCCUAACACAGGCACGCGAAGGUGAUAACUGCCCACGCUGCGAAAGCGGUUCGCUCAAGCUGCAUAGCGCUGUCGAGAUCGGACACACCUUCCACCUCGGCACCCGUUACAGCGAACCUCUAGCCCUCACAGUCACGGAUCAGAACAACCAACAGCGCCAUGUCUCAAUGGGCUGCCACGGCAUCGGCGUCUCACGGCUGGUUGGCGCUGCAGCAUCGCUGCUUGCUGAUGAAAAGGGCCUCAACUGGCCGCUGGCUAUUGCGCCGUUUAGCGCCAUCAUCGUCACAGCCAGUGCCGGCACGGAGGAUGCAGACAAGGUGCAUGACCUGCUGGAGCACGUUGGUGUGGAUGCAGUGGUCGAUGAUCGCGAGCAGAAGGUAGGGUGGAAGCUGAAUGAUGCCGACCUUGUAGGCUAUCCGUUCAUUGUUGUGCUUGGCAAGGCUUGGGCGGAUAGACAAGCUAUCGAGCUGCAAUGUCGGCGACUGGGUUUCAAGGAAGCGAUCGAUCUAGGAGAUCUUGCUGCGAAGGUGCAAGAACUCAGUCAGCGGCUGUGAUGGCGACAUAAAUGGUCAGUGAGCCGUCAUAAUAGCCAUGCACGUAAACUCCACGAUCGAGCGUUACCACUUGUAUUGUCGUGAUUAUUUGAGGCAGUCGUCAUAGUCCAGGUAUCAUACCCCUAGGUGAAGCGCGCAUUCCCUCCGUUGUUGGUAUCUGCAGCGUUGA